CAUUUUCCAUAGUUAUUAUUGUAAACUUAAAGACUGAACGCUUGUGUUUCAAAAAAAAAAAGACUGAACGCUUAGAUCGAUCUGCGUAUAUUUUCUUCAAUUUGGCACGAAAAAGAUAUAAAGAUGGAGAUCAAAGUCAAACCAAAAGCCUUAGAGUCAGAGAUUAUAGCAACUAAAGUAGUGGAAGAUGAUAUGAAGGAGAUGAAAGAGUGUGUCCUGAUUGGUCAAGCCGCAGAUGAAGAUAUUGCUAAAGAACAAGCAAAUAUGAGUCACAACUCAGAUGAAGCAAAACAAGAUCAAGAUCAAACUAAGAGUGACUCAAGAUCGUCAUCCUCAUCACUUGAGAUGAUAAAAAAGUUGGAAAAUGGCAGAGAUUCGAGACAGAACGUAGAAAACACCAAAAAGGAAGAAGAGAAGAAAGAGAAUAAUAACAUGAAGCACAAGAAGGCGAGUUCACACGUGUGGGACUGUGGUAGCUCUCUCUACGACUCUUUCGAGCUGAACUCGUUCAAACGCCAACUCGAAUCAGCUAUAUCUGCUUCCUCCGCCAGAACUAUGUCCAUGUCUCACCUCCCCGACCGCCGAAUCCCUCUUCUGAACUCGCUCUCGCCGGAAUAUCCUCUUCCUCCUCCGCCGGUUACUUCUUGUUCCUCCUCCGGAAACAAGAAACUUUCAAACAAGAUCUCUCGUUCUCUUCAGAGAUUCUUGAAAUCAGUGUUCAGACCAAAACAUCAUCAAACUUUGUCCUCAAGCACUCCUUCUUCGCCGGUCUACAAAAGGGCGGGUCAUGGCGGAGGCGGUGGCGAUAAAGAUCGAUACUACGUCGUUUAUGACAAGUCAGGAUCGUUGACCACGAUUCCAGAGUCAACAGAGAAGGAAGUGGGCCCGGAGAUUAACUCUCUUGUUAGGAAAACCGUGUCCGAGAGAUUCCCGGCGAGUCGAGUAGCUGGUAUAACAUGUGCAUGAUUAAUAAUAUUUAUUAUCAAAGUCGUAUAUUUGGUAGUAUAUAUUAUGAUAUUAACUAGGGUGUUUUUCUUUAAGAAAACAUUUUGGAAAAAGUUAAUAAUCGUCUUGGAUGUAUGUGAAUGUCAAAAUCUAAUAAAUUUAUGAUGCAACGUACGUAUCGUAACCGUUUAGUUUGGAUUUAUCU
Molecule: messenger RNA, 1150 nt
Organism: Raphanus sativus (radish)
Lineage: Eukaryota; Viridiplantae; Streptophyta; Magnoliopsida; Brassicales; Brassicaceae
Exons: 2
Coding region: 124-966 (280 amino acids)
Source: RefSeq, a predicted model, not a curated record